CUCCGAAGCUGCGUCUCCUGCUCGAUGAAGUCUCUGUUCCUACCAAUCCGAAAUUCAAUUCUUUUGGUGAAGCUAUCGUUCACCUCUCGUCUGGUCAUGAGAAUUGGGAUUUCAUAAUCAAGACCGAAAACUUUUUUUGCAUUUGAUCGUGCGGAGGGUUAUUUUUCUCGCCAGAAAGCACCUCACUCAAAGUUCCCGAGCGUGCAUAAAGUCCUUGUUCUCAAAAAGUACAAUUGCAUCCGAAGCGAGCUAGCGUCCAAAAAAAGUACAAGGGAGGGUGGCAGAUAUAUCAAAGCGCGCACGGACUCGUCCGAUUUCACGUCUUUCAAUCCGAGUAAACGCCUUCCCCAUAGCUAUGCCCGGCACAUUGCGCACGCACGACCUCGAACGGAUUCCACUCCCCGCAAUCACGACAGUAUUUGACUUCAGCGGACAGAACAAUCCGUUCAAUGUCGCUCUGACGCGGGGUCUCGUUGCCCGCACGCUUGCGGCUUAGGACGGUGACGCGCUGGGCGACGGGAAUUGGUUUGCCACCGAAAAGCUUCGUGAGCUUGUCCUUCGGCGGCGGGACCGAAACAGUGAGGUGGUAGAUGCAAUCCUGGGUGACGGAGAGGACCAGUGCGUCGCGGAUGAGCGCGGGAGUCAGAUGGGUGUCGCGAAAAGACGCGUCGGUGAGGAUGGAGGUCGGAAUUUCAAAUGACCCGAUGAGAUAUUGUUCAAAGGGGCGGGUUCUCGCGGCUGAGAAUUAAACAGGAAAUAUCGAGGGAGUAAGCUGUCUGGUCGAGUCGCAUGCCACCUUCCAAGAAGAACUGGAGCAGCCGGCCGCGACUGUCCUCCAGCACUGUGUGGGAGGAUGUGGCAACGCGACAUUUGGCUUGCGCGCAGAGCUCUUCCAGAUCACUCAGAAGUGGCACGCUCUGGAGAUAUGCUACGCAAGCCGCCUUCGCGCUAGUCUCUUCUGCAGACGAUGCCACCGACGAGAUGGACUGCACCAGGCGGGGAGAAGUGUCGAAGAUAUCUGGGAACAUGGUGGCUGAGGACGGAAAGGAAGAAGGUGAGCUCGAACAAUACCCGUCGAGCAUUCAAAUACUCCUCAGCUGGGGACCGCUUUGCAUGAGAAGCCAGACGCGCGGUGCAAAGCCAUCGAGCGAGCCAUAAUGGAAAAGGAACGCGUGGAACGGUCACUCGAUUUCGUCACGGUCCAGUCAUGCAAAUGACAGGAAGAAGCAGGUGUUUUUCCUGGCAGCGCUGGACAAAGGCCUGUUAUCCAUUGUCGCAGACACCGCUGAGUAGCAGAACCUUGAUGGAUGACGAGAUAGAGAUGAGGCUGGAUUACGUGCUGCGCGGCUGGCGGUGUGAGAAUUUGGAAUCCUGGUAGACAGAAAGCGGUGCAGUGAGAAAGACACGCUGGAUAAUUUUUCAUCGGUUUUUACGUUUUCACGUUCACGCUGGCUGGACUGCGAACGGACGCCAGCAGCUCAGUAUUGAGUCUGAUAGACACAAGCCCUUUCACACCGCAAGAAAAGCCACUCC
This is a messenger RNA of Mycena citricolor, 1533 nucleotides long. Lineage: Eukaryota; Fungi; Basidiomycota; Agaricomycetes; Agaricales; Mycenaceae. The record is from the annotation of a GenBank genome assembly.